AUGGCCUACCCUCCAGUACCUUAUCCGCCUUUGCAAGCGAUCCUGGAGCAGAAGACAGGCCGUCCCACAGCGAACGCGGCCGCCGACAACGACAGCGAGCGAGCGAACGAGUCCUCUCUGAACACGAGCCAAGCGAAGCGCAGACCGCUCCUUACCUCGCCUUACAAGACGCCUUCAACCGUCACAACGUCCCAAGUCCCCGCCACACCUCGCCGCACCAAAGUUCAGCACCUCGCGUCCGGCUCGCAAACGUCUCCCGACAGCACGGAAGCGAGCCCGACCACGCCUUCAGCCUUGCCAGCCCGCCGCCUCGCUCGCACGACUGUCCCCUUCAAGACGCCCACAAAGUCUGCGGCCGCCGCUUCGGAGCGCUCGACCGCGGCGGAGAUCGCACAGUUGGAGCGAAGGAUUGCGCAACUGCGGCAAGCGAGGCGCUAUCAGCUUGCGACGGUGCGGGGCGACCGGGACGGCGACGGCGAGUUGGAAAGGUUGUGCGACAAGUGGAAGGACGCCGGCAAACUCGCCGCCGAAAUGCUGUUCGAACAGCUUCCCUCGCCCGACUCAGCCUCCUCCGCUACAAACGACCCCUUCACCUCCUGGGGCUUCGCCGACAGUUCGGCGACCAGCAAACGCACCUCGUCCGAUGCGUGGUGCUCGAGCUGGGGAUUCUCCUCGUCGCCUCCCUCCUCCGACCCGCUUGGUCCCUGCUCUUCCUCCUUCUUCACCAAGCGUGGUCCCACCUCGGAGGAACUCGUCAGCGACUUCAUGCACAAGGUUGACGAGGAAGCCCAGAGGCGCGGCAUCUCUCGCCUCAAGGUGUUGGAGGAGCUCGAGGAUCGCGAGCACGACGAGUUCGGGUUGGACCUCGAGCAUCCCGACCUCCAGUUCGCCAAGCUCGCGCAGCUCAACAAGAAGCGCGUCGGUGUCAAGCGCACGGCUGGGACGGGCGCGUUGUACUCGAAUGCCUCGAAGCGCGUCAAGCUCGAGGCGCUCGAGGAAGAGUCGGUGUCCGCCAAGCCGAUCGAGGAGGACGACAGCGGUGACGAGCUACUCGAAGCACUCGACGAGCUCAUCGCCACUUGCUCGCAGGCGAAGACUGGCGACGAGGCAGAAGACGACGACGAAGAGCACGAGGAGGAGGAGGACGACCAGCGCGAGCCCGUCGAGCGCGAGGAGCCCGUCUUCGAGGACGAGGCUGAGGAAGACAUGGAAGUCGAGGCCGAGCAGCCGGAGGAGAAGGAGUGGAACGUCGGCAGGAUGAUGCAGCGCGUCGGGAUCGACCCGACCUUGUUCGGCUGGGACGAGACGUUCGAGGCGUUCGCAUAG
Rhodotorula toruloides NP11 is the source of this 1326-nucleotide messenger RNA. RefSeq lists its product as uncharacterized. The transcript has 3 exons. Lineage: Eukaryota; Fungi; Basidiomycota; Microbotryomycetes; Sporidiobolales; Sporidiobolaceae. Bases 1 to 1326 code for a protein of 441 amino acids. The record is from RefSeq and is a predicted model, not a curated record.